Oncorhynchus keta (chum salmon) is the source of this 2686-nucleotide messenger RNA. RefSeq names its product protein FAM222A-like. Bases 1019 to 2485 code for a protein of 488 amino acids. The record is from RefSeq and is a predicted model, not a curated record. The transcript has 2 exons. NCBI's taxonomy places the organism in Eukaryota, Metazoa, Chordata, Actinopteri, Salmoniformes, Salmonidae.
GGUUAGAGUCUGCAUCGUUCCGGGUUAUUGUCAGUUUCGGCAGCUUUGCACAGGGAGAGGACCGCAUCCUGAAUAGCAGUGAGCUGCCUUAAACAGCCAAAUAUUUAUUCGGACAUUAUCAAUAUUGCUUGGUAUUUAUCAAAGAGAAGGUCAACGCAAAGGAAUGUUUGGAACUGGUUUUGUCACCUCAAUUGGAAAUUAGAGUCUUAUAAUCGGGAAGACAGACGUUUUGCGAGAGGCUGUAGACAGACAUCGCCGGAGAAAGUGUAUGCCAAAGGAUUUAAUAGCGUCUCUUAUUUCUCACAACUGCAUUUGUUUCAAAUUUGUUUCAAAGUAUUAGAAUCUGCACGGUUACUCUGUGCUACAGACAACGUUGAAACAUUUUGUUUAGUGGACAAAUUCAGAUUGAUUAGACUAAAUAGGUGAACCACUUUGACCUAUAUGCGUAAUUGCUUUGGGAACCAUUCGCAGCCAUCAAUUCUUUUGGAUUGAGAAUUUCGUUUUGUGACAAAUCUUUUUGGAAAUAUUCACGGGGAAACGAGGAGAAGAAAUUACACGAUAGCGGAUCAUUUUACAGGCUAGUUUCGGGGGGCGAAAGGUUGAGUAUGAUAUGCGUUAGGUGAGAGCACAGUUUAACGGGAGAGACUGACACGCAACACUCCUGAAUUUGUCAACCUGUUAUUUCCCAGGCUUUGAAUUCACGGUCAUUCAGCCCAGGAAACGAAACGCAUCAGUUACAAUAAUAUUGUUCAUUGACGGAAAGAGCAAAUCAUUUAACCAUUGGGUUUUUCAGUUUGGAAUCUGAUUCACUGUCUGAAAAUGUGCAUGAUACUGAAAGAGGGAGAAUAAACUGUAUUGCUGUUGAUCAACAGCGGGUGGUUUUUGGAUUUUGGAGAGCGGAAUGAAUCUGAUUUAUCUCUGGACCGCAACGUUCUGAAGCAGACUACUCAUCGCCAGCUGACCUGCAUGGAAUUCUAAUCUGCACUACGAAACAAUUUAUGGUGAGCUGGUGGUUCCCAUGCAUUCUCCCCGCUACCCCAGUGUGGCUGAGCUGGAUGCCUACGCCCAGAAGAUGCAGAGCAGCCCGCUGUCCAUCAAGAUCUUCCCCACCAACAUCAGGGUCCCCCAGCACAAGCACCUUAACCGGACUGUGAAUGGCUUCGACACCACAGGUAGCCAGCGCUAUAGCCCCUACCCACACCUCCACACCGGCGGCUACACAGGCCUCCUGGCCAUUGUCAAUGCCUCCUCAUCCUCCUCCUUCGGCCCCACUAAGGGCAUCAUCAAGAACUCGGAAGGCAGACGGACUAAGCUCUCCCCAGCCCAAAUAGCUGUGGCCCCGUACCCGCCCCCUAGCAGUAGCACUUUAGCCAAUGGCCACGGCCAGAUGGUGUACCACACGGGGUCCUCGAAGCCCCCUGAAGCACCUGCCCUCUCCCGCUCGGUGCCCCCUAACGUCACUGUGGCCGGCUCUAUGAUCCCCGUGACAGGGGGGCGAGGCCUGGCCCAGCCCCUCUCCCAGUCCAAUCUUCCCUCCAUCCAGAGCAUCAUCUAUCAGAUAAACCAACACUGCCAGGCCCAGGCUCUGCAGCAGGUGUGCCAGGGGGCCACCUCCUCCACCGCACCUUCCACCAACCCCAGCCCCUCCAAGAAGGGUGCGGGGGGUGUCAUGGGCAUCUCCUCUGGCUCCUCAGGGGGUGGCUAUGUGGGCAGCAUUGCGCCCCAGCCUAACCUGGUGUACACAGGAGCGGGGCUGCCGCUGGCGGCCCACAGUGGCGAGGCCAUGAAGGCCGGGGUGUACUCAGACAGUAUGGACUACAUCCUGUGGCAGAAACAACAGCAACAACAGGCUGUGCUUCGCAUGUACAGUGGGGGCAGUGGGGGAGGAGGGGCCAUCAGUAAGUCCCCUGAAAGUUGUGGUGCCCCGGGGGGAGGGGGGAUUAUGGCCAAGGCCCAGGUGUUGUCGUCCUCCUCCUCCUCCUCCUCCAGACCCUACCACUUGACGGGGGGCAUUGGCAGCGGGGGGUGCCUGGACAAGGUCAGCUCCUCCCCUCUGAACUGCAUGGGGAUGCAUGGCAACUUCUCUGUGGGCCAAUACUUUGCCCCGCCCUGGAACAGCGUGCUGGUCACCCCUGACAGUGACUGUUACAACCCCCACCAGGAGCUCCUGAGGACCACCACAGGAGGACCAGCUACGGGGGGCCACAGGGAGAUGGUCUACCACCACCACCCCCACCACCAUCACCACUACCCCGCCAUGGACAGUGGGAGUGGGGAAGGCCUGUGCUGCAGCCUGCCCAGUAAGAGUCAGCUGUGUAACACAUCGGUGCUGAGCAGCAGCCUGCAGUCUCUGGAGUACCUGGUCAACGACAUCCACCCGCCCUGCAUUAAAGAGCAGAUGCUGGGCAAAGGCUACGAGACUGUGUCGGUGCCACGGCUGUUGGACCACCAGCAUGCCCACAUCCGCCUCCCAGUUUACAGAUAGAACGGGGAUGAGAGCGCGAGUGCCAGAGCUCAAGAAUUAAUGAAUGAAGCAAAAUCUGGAUUAAAGGUGAGGGACAGAAGAUCUUGAUUUCCUGGGGAUGUACAAGUCUAUUGAGACUGGCACUGCUUGAAGCAGGGAGGGGGCUCCAGGGAGGGAGACGAUGGCGUUAGUCUGGAUCCUGUGUUGGAUGACAGGCUGGGG